Messenger RNA from Pyricularia oryzae 70-15, 2525 nucleotides. RefSeq lists its product as uncharacterized. Gene Ontology annotation, cellular component: cytoplasm; nuclear pore. Gene Ontology annotation, molecular function: GTPase activator activity. Gene Ontology annotation, biological process: intracellular transport. NCBI's taxonomy places the organism in Eukaryota, Fungi, Ascomycota, Sordariomycetes, Magnaporthales, Pyriculariaceae. The coding region runs from base 453 to 2033 and encodes 526 amino acids. The record is from RefSeq and is a predicted model, not a curated record. The transcript is spliced from 4 exons.
CAAGCGUCAAAUAGGAAGUCAGAACUGUAGUCCGCCCACCCACCUUGCCCACCUGGGCGACGUGCUUGUAGAGAGGGACCGCAUCAUCGCCAAUUUCGUCGCUACAAAAGUCGGCAAAAAAAGCUUGGGGGUGCAAGGACCAGACCGCGACGUGCCCCAAUCCGAUCGAAGGUCGCUUUUUAUCCAGCCGCUCCGAUUCAGACCGCUUUCAGCACUUCUGGUCGCGUCCAUUCUCCGUGGGAUCAAAUAUCCUUUUGCUGAGACAACAAACACAUUCCUGUGCCCCGCCGACCGGCGAUAUCCGCAUCUCGACAAUUGCCGUUUUCGGUCCCCGUACCCUCAGUCGGACAAACGAAGCUACACUCCGUCAAGGCUCGCAGGGCCUUUGAUCUGUUUUGUUCGCUCCCGCAUAUCUGUCUGUCUUUCACUCGCAACAUAAAAAGACAGACACGAUGGCGGAUGACACUCCGCUCACCUCCCGUGCCCUCUCUCAGGCCGGUAGCCCCAAGGAGGACGCAGAGACCAAGGCGACCAGGGAAGAGCUCAAACAGACUGCAAUUUCCGAAAAACCAGCUGCGGCGGAACAGGAAGGACAAAUGGCCAAGGCACCGAAGCUGAGCGCCGUCGACACCACCAAGCCCACCGACGACGCAUUGAAGGAGCAAGUUUCGUCACCGAAGAAGAAGAGGGCGCACGACCAGUUGGACGAGAACCACGAGCCCAGCUCUUCCGAAUCGGCAGGCAGCCUCUCUCCCAAGGACGGCACUAACAGGACCGACAGACUGGAACCGGAGAAGAAGAGAGCCCGUGAUGAGCUGGUCGAGGCAGAGGCUGAAGAUGAAUCUGGGGCUUCCACAACCGAGUCCAGCAAGAAGACCACUGAACCUACCGAUACCAACGAGCCCAAGGACCCCUCAUUAUCUGCCCGCUUACAAAAGCCCGCUGCCGGCAAGGACGAUGCUGCGCCGACUACUACCUCGGCCUCCGCCUUUGCAAAGUCUGGGUUCGCAAAGCUGAGCGGUACCGCAUCUCCCUUUGGUACUUUGGGGGCUACUGGUGGUGCAUCUCCAUUUGGUUCAUUAGGAUCCUCCAGCAACACCGCAUCGGGGUUCGGCGCCUUGUCUUCUUCAGCCUCGCCCUCGCCAUUCGGCGCUUUGGGCGCAAGUUCCGGUACCAUUCCAGCACCACCAAAGUUGACCUUUGGACCCCCGAGCGAUGGCUCGAGCUCGGCCUCUCCAUUUGCUUCACUCAACGGCGGCGCCUCCAAACCGUUUGGAAGCGCCUUUGGCAGUGGGUUCGGUGGUGGCCUGGGUGCGUCCAAGCUGACGAGCUUUGCAAAGCCUGGUGGAGUGCUCAAGGAUGAUAAGCCAGCUCGGCCCUUUGGUGCCCCAGAAACUGAUAAUGAAGCAUCCGAAAAUGGGGAAAGCGAUACAGAGACUGGCGAAGACGGCGUGGCUCAGGAAGAGUCUGAGUCCGAGGAGAAGGCCAAGGACGAAGACGGAGAAGCAGACCAGACCAAGCCUGUAAGCGUGGAAGACAAAAAGAAGGCGACGAAGCUUCAAAAAGUCGUCGUGGACGAUGGAGAGGCCGGCGAGGCUACCAUCUUCUUGGCUAGGGCCAAAGUUUAUCACCUGGAUAAAGAGUCAGGGGCUUGGAAGGAACGCGGUGCUGGUAUUCUCAAAGUGAACGUCCCAGAGGCAACCAUAGACUUCGAUCAAAGUGGUGCUGCUCUCACGGCUUCUUUCGAUGCCUCAAUGCUCGACGCUGGUGACAGCGAUAGCAAGACGCCCAAGGUCGUACGCCUGAUUAUGCGUCAGGAUCACACCCUUAGAGUGGUCAUCAACACGGCAGUGUUAGCCGGGACGGAGUUUGUGAGGAGAGAAAUGAUGAAAGCUGUUGGCUUUCUGUUCACGGCCCUGGAGGGACCAGAUGCUCGUCCGGUCACAUUACAAGUCAAGAUGUCUGCGGCGAACGCCGAGAUAUUUCAACAAACCAUCGACCUUAUUCAAAAAGAACUCAAGUCUUCGAGCUAGGCCGAGGGUUUCACAGUUCGCAAAUGCAAAUUUUACAGUCACAUAUCUGUCUUUGACAACCGACAGCAGGCCCUGAGCCAGCAAAAGGGCUGGGCCAUUCUAAGUAAUGACACAUGACCGAUGAGCAUCUCUUCAAACUUGAUUAUUGGCUUGCGGGAUGAAGAUGGAAAGCAGGCGUUGGGGUGUAAACUUUCAGGUAUCAGGGAAGUCACUCGGCAGCUAGGUACAUAUGGGCUUUUACGGUGCGGCCUACUUCACUUCAGCGUACACUGCUACCUAUCUUAUAGACGUUGGUGGUGGUUUGGCCUACUUGUCCAGAAUAAUUGUGAAGUUGAGACCGAAAUCCCAUCUGCUCGCUUAUUGUAGGUUAGCGUAGCUAGCAGAAUAUUUAAAUUCUCCAUAUUACUGUCUAAAGGAAUCCAUCCAGCAAUGACUUAUGUUGGUUUCCAGGUUUGAACAAAGUGUUGUAGCCCCUUAUUUGUAUGUCGUCAC